AUGAAGGAGUACUCACUUCGGACACUGAGCAACAACACGAGUGAAGUAGUUAGCAGUAUAAUCCUCGGCAGCUAUACGUCCGAAACCUCCGAAGAGAAGGUGGUGCCGACGCAUACCGUGGGAACGUCAUACUACAAGACGGAUUCUGAAGCAAAAUCUUCCGAGUACGAACAAUCGGAAGCGAUGAAUCCGUUGCCUCACCUCACAAGCGCUUCAUCAUCACAUUCUUCUUACUCUAAGACGACGGGGCACGAAGAUUCAGGCAACACAGCCCAGCCGCGCAAAGACGCAAAAGGGUAUGAAACCGAAGCGCUUUGGCCGGUAAAUGUAUCGUUGGCGCAUACGGCUACCCCGACGCAGAACAGAUCUUCGUACAAUUCGCCCACCACAAUUUCUACGUCUGAGAGCACCAAGAUAAUAUCUGGAGGAUCCAUUUCAGGACUUGUGGUCGGUAUAACAUGCCUUGUGUUCGUGAUUGCUGCAUUCGUGACUAUGAAGAAACGUAAGGCGGGCCAUCAAUUUCCACUGAUUAAGCUUUCGGCGGGAUUCGGAGAUUCUCAAUCCAUGGAGAUUGCUUCGUCCAAAUUAGCACCUCCGGGGACAUUUGAGAGACUCGACAGCGGUCGCAACGAGGUAGGGGGACCUAACAUGAGUGGCAUUUUCAAAGUUACGCAAGAUGACCCAUUCACGAGGACGCACAUGAGCAAAGGUGGGAUUUGGGACGACCCGGUACUUGUUGCUGCUCGUAUUCCUCUUGAGAAAAUUCAAAUUAAGGAACUUCUUGCUCGUGGCGGCUUCGGUCAAGUCUUUCUGGCGUCGUAUAACGGCCAGACUGUAGCUGUGAAGACACUGUUGCCAGAGACGGCCGAGGACAUGGACGAAAUCAACGCACUAUUUGUUGAAAGUAAGGUCAUGGCAACUCUGAACCAUCCUUGCGUAGUCAACUUCAUUGGAAUUGCCUGGGAAUCUUUCAGUACUAUUUGCUGUGUAACAGAGUAUUUGGUUGGUGGUGAUCUGCGUGCUUUGCUGAACCACUUUUUGGUGAAUCAUACGCGGCCUCAAGGCUUUGACCAUGACAAGGUCAAGAUCGCGCUUGAUAUUGCGCACGGCUUGACGUAUCUUCACUCAAUGGAGCCAAGCAUCUUGCACCGUGACCUCAAAAGUCGAAACGUGCUGCUAACUUCGCAGCUGAAUGCAAAGCUGACGGACUUUGGCGUGUCUCGAGAGCGCUCAGACGGAAUGAUGACAAAUGCAGUCGGAACGUCUCUUUGGAUGGCACCCGAAGUUAUGCUGGGAAGUCACUACGACGGCAAAGCUGACGUCUUUUCUUUUGGUAUUUUGCUGAGUGAACUUGACACACAUGCGAUGCCGUACGCUAAUGUCCGAAACUCCAAUGGACGCACACCUUCGGAGACUACUAUCCUGCGAAAGGUAGCUGCCGGUAGCUUGCAGGUCGAGUUUUCGCGUAAUUGUCCAACGCAGCUAAAGAAACUAGCUCAAGCAUGUAUUUCCGUGAACCCGAAGAACCGCCCGACAGCUAACGAAGCGCUGUCCAAACUGAAAACUGCACUCACGUCAUUCGAAGUGGAAGAAGUGGCGCUAUGA
This is a messenger RNA of Peronospora belbahrii, 1605 nucleotides long. The record is from the annotation of a GenBank genome assembly. Lineage: Eukaryota; Oomycota; Peronosporomycetes; Peronosporales; Peronosporaceae.